This is a messenger RNA of Morus notabilis, 2469 nucleotides long. Its product is annotated as G-type lectin S-receptor-like serine/threonine-protein kinase At4g27290. Gene Ontology annotation, molecular function: ATP binding; protein serine/threonine kinase activity. The record is from RefSeq and is a predicted model, not a curated record. NCBI's taxonomy places the organism in Eukaryota, Viridiplantae, Streptophyta, Magnoliopsida, Rosales, Moraceae. The transcript has 7 exons. The coding region runs from base 1 to 2451 and encodes 816 amino acids. Gene Ontology annotation, biological process: protein phosphorylation; recognition of pollen.
AUGUUUUCUUCACUGUUUUACAUUGCUGUUUUGCUAUUUCUCCUCUAUGGAGUGUCUUUGGCUGUGGACAGCAUUAAUCCACUCCAAUCCAUUAGUGAUGGAGAAACCUUGGUUUCUAAGGAAGGAGUGUUUGAGUUUGGUUUCUUCAGUCCCGGAAAUUCCAAGGGUCGUUAUGUCGGAGUUUGGUACAAGAAAAUCCCAGUUCAGACCGUCGUUUGGGUCGCAAACCGGUGCAACCCCAUCAAUGAUUCCUCGGGCUUGUUGAUGAUAAACAGCACAGGCAAUAUUGUGCUUUUGUAUCAGAACAAGAGCGUUGUUUGGUCGACGAGCUUAUCAAAACAAGCCCAGAAAGCAAAACUAGAGCUUCUAGACUCAGGAAAUCUUGUACUCAAAGAAGAGAAAAAUGGAAACUCAGAGGCCUAUUUGUGGCAAAGCUUUGAUUAUCCUUGCAAUACAAUGUUACCAGGGAUGAAGUUGGGACGGGACUUAAGGAAGGGUUUUAAUCGGCUAUUUUCAGCGUGGAGGAACUGGGAUGACCCUUGUCCCGGAGAUUUAACUUGGGGUAUUGAAAUUGAUGUUCAACAACACACCUUUCCUGAUAUAUAUAUGUGGAAAGGUGAGGAAAAACAUCAUCGAGCCGGGCCUUGGAACGGACUUGGUACAAGUGGUAUGCCAGUGUCUAGGCCAAACUACCUUUAUGACUUCGACGUCAUUUACGACGAAGAUGAAUUUUAUUACACCUUCAACCUCAAGAACAAGUCUCUGAUCACAGUAGCAGUUUUAAAUCAAACAACUUUAACGGUCCAACGACUUACAUGGGUCGAAGCAGAGAAGAAUUGGAAGAUUUACUUUUUCGUGCCUACAGAUCAGUGUGACAACUAUGGUCUAUGUGGAGGAAAUGGGUAUUGUGUCAUAGGUGGGAACCCAGCAUGCCAAUGUUUAAAAGGAUACAAGCCUAGGUCUGUAGAAAUAUGGUAUUCGACGGAUUGGUCAGAAGGGUGUGAAAGAAACACUCCACUCGAAUGCAAAGAUAAACACAAUGACGGCUUUGUCAAAUUUGUCGGCUUGAAAUUGCCAGAUUCAUCGUAUUCUUGCGCGAAUAAGAGCAUGAACCUUAAGGAAUGCAGGGCAGAAUGUUUGAGCAAUUGUUCUUGCAUGGCUUAUGCAAACUCUGACAUCAGAGACGGUGGAAGUGGUUGCAUCAUGUGGUUUGGUGAUCUGAUGGAUAUUAGAAAAGUUGCUUCAUCUAAACAGGCUCUGUAUGUUCGAAUGCCAGCUUCGGAGCUAGGAAAUUCUGGUCCUAAGGAGAGGGCUGUGAUAGUAGUAACUUGCAUUGGAGGUGUUUCUGUGGUGCUCUUACUUGGAUAUUCCAUUUGCAAAACAAAGGCAAAAGAACAAAACAUAAGAAUUAGUCACUCCGAGGAAGAUCUAGAGCUCCCAAUGUCCUUCCAUUUAUAUACUAUAAUAAAUGCAACCGACAACUUUUCGACGAGGAAUAAGCUUGGACAUGGUGGUUUUGGACCUGUGUACAGAGGUAGGUUAGAAGAUGGACAAGAGAUUGCAGUGAAGAGACUUUCAAUCAGUUCGGGACAAGGAAUCGAUGAGUUCAAAAAUGAAGUAACGUUAAUUGCGAAGCUUCAACACCGGAAUCUCGUAAAGCUUCUUGGUUGUUGCAUUCAGGGAGAAGAGAAAUUACUAGUUUAUGAAUAUAUGCCUAACAAAAGCCUCGACUCUUUCAUUUUCGAUCAAAAUUCAGCUAAGCUAUUAGGAUGGUGUAAGCGGUUCCAAAUCAUAUGUGGAAUUGCACGCGGACUUCUAUAUUUACACCAUGAUUCAAGAUUGAGAAUUAUACAUAGAGAUCUCAAAACAAGUAAUGUCUUACUUGAUAAUGAGAUGAACCCCAAAAUUUCAGACUUUGGUUUGGCUAGAACUCUUGGUGGAGACCUAAUAGAAGGAAACACAAAGAGAGUAGUGGGAACCUAUGGUUAUAUGUCACCAGAGUAUGUUUACAAUGGACAAUUCUCCGUAAAAUCUGAUGUCUUUAGCUUUGGUACCAUGGUCUUAGAGAUUGUAAGCGGAAAGAGAAGUACAAGCUUUUCUCCUCAAAAUGACAACCUUACCCUCACCGGACAUGCAUGGACAUUGAUGCAACAAGGCAGGACAAUGGAACUGCUUGAUGCGCAUUUAAGGGACUCGCACCACGAUUUGCAGGAUUUGCAGGAAGUGUUGCGCUGCAUCCAUGUCGGACUGUUAUGUGUGCAACAUCGUGCUGCGGAUAGGCCAAGCAUGUCAUCGGUGGUUGUGAUGCUAAACAGUGAUAGCCAUGUAUUGCCUUAUCCCAAUAGACCUGCCUAUUUUAUGGAGAUAGAAGCGCCACAACGGUAUCCUGAGUCAUCCCUAAAGCUGUGUAUCAGAAGCAGAGGAUCAAUCUCUAACCAUAUAUAUAACUAAAUAAUCUUCAUGUUAGAA